CUUCUUUCCCCAGUGCCUUCCCUUUCCUUUACGCAGUGUACGGACGCCAUAACAGGAGCAGCCCUCUGCACUUCUGUUCUUGUCUUGUCUCUGGCCUAUGUACCGCCGCUUUGUGUCUCUUCCUCAUUGCUACUAGCUUAUCUCGGGAAAGCAAGUGCUCUGUGGAGACCUGUUCGAGAUUGAAACCUUCAAUUCUGUGUUUCUCAGCUUUUUCAUAUGUUGGUUGAUGAUUGAUUAGAGGGCUCUUGCAACUGCUGUAAAUCUGCAACUAUUGAUGGCCAUGGGGAUUGAUGCUGAUGGUAACAAUGGCUCUCUCAUUCUCCUCAAGCAAGGAGCUGAAGCACGGGUUUUCGAGUCGAAUUUCGUGGGAAGAAGGUGCAUAAUCAAGGAGCGCUUCUCGAAGAAGUACCGCCAUCCUUCCUUGGAUUCCAAACUCACUCUCAAGCGUCUGAAUGCGGAGGCACGAUGCAUGACGAAAGCUAGAAAACUCGGGGUCCUGACACCAGCUCUUUAUGCUGUCGACCCAGUCAUACAUACCUUAACAUUUCAAUUCGUGGAAGGCCCUUCCGUAAAGGAUAUAUUUCUUGAGUUUGGGCUUAACGGUGUUGUAGAAGAACGCCUCAAUGAUAUCGCUGCACAGAUCGGGGAUGCGAUUGGAAAACUUCAUGAUGGGGGUCUCAUCCAUGGUGAUUUGACCACUUCUAACAUGUUAAUCCAGAGUGGUACAAAUCAGCUGGUCCUUAUUGAUUUCGGCCUGAGCUUUACUUCAACUCUUCCAGAAGAUAAAGCUGUUGAUCUUUAUGUACUUGAACGAGCUCUAUUGUCGAUGCAUUCCUCUUGCGGAAAUGUGAUGGACCGGAUACUUGCAGCAUACAGGAAGUCCUCGAAACAGUGGUCGUCUACGAUGAAUAAGCUAGCUCAAGUGAGGCAAAGGGGUCGGAAGCGAACCAUGGUUGGAUGAUCUUCCGUCUUGCCUGUAAGCGGCUUAGGGAAUGUUUGUAAAAAUGACUCCUAUUUGUUUGCGAGAACUAUGUGUGAAAAGCUGUUGUACCUGUAUGUUUCUGUUUGACUAGUAUGACCAGGUAGGUGGUUUGAUUGUCGCAUGAGAAAUCAUUGACAGAACUUUCCUGGUUCAGCAAUCAGGAAUAGAAAUAGUAUAGCUUUUCGAUGAUUACGUGCUUAAUAUACAUGCGGACAUUAUUAAUUUAUUUCCCCUCAUUUUUAUUGA
Messenger RNA from Punica granatum (pomegranate), 1228 nucleotides. NCBI's taxonomy places the organism in Eukaryota, Viridiplantae, Streptophyta, Magnoliopsida, Myrtales, Lythraceae. The record is from RefSeq and is a predicted model, not a curated record.